UGGAAACUCCGAGAACGAACCCACUUGACAGUUUUACCCCUGACACUUCCUUCAAUUUACAUGACGCUACUUUGUUCUUUCGUACUUAACCUUUUCAACUUACCGUUUGGACCCAAUCAUCGGCAAUCAAAGCAUGGAGCGCGGGAAUAUGGAGGCGGCGCCGGAGGAAUACCGGCGGAGUUCCGGCGAACCGGGGGCGGAGGAGGCGAAAGUGUUCAGGGGGAAUGAAGUAUUCGGCGAGUCGCCAUCAUCCAACUUUUUGAAGACGAUUUUGGCGUUGGCGUUGUGGCUGGGAACUAUUCAUUUAAACGCAGCGUUGAUGCUCUUCGCAGUUCUCUUCCUUCCUCUCUCCAAAGCACUCUUGGUUUUUGGUUUGCUUUUUGUGUUGACGGUGAUUCCUGUUGGUGAAAAGAGCAAAUUUGGUCGAAAAUUGUCCAGGUACAUAUGCAGACACGCUUGCGGUUACUUUCCCAUCACGCUUCACGUAGAAGAUAUAAAGGCCUUCCUUCCAAAUCGUGCUUAUGUUUUUGGUUAUGAACCACAUUCAGUUUUGCCAAUUGGUGUUGUUGCACUAGCUGACAACACAGGUUUUAUGCCGCUUCCAAAAAUAAAAGUUCUUGCUAGCAGUGCGAUAUUUUAUGCACCAUUUUUGAGACACAUAUGGACAUGGCUGGGUCUGACACCAGCCACAAAGAAGAACUUUAUCUCCCUGUUGGAUGCGGGCUACAGUUGCAUCCUAAUACCUGGUGGAGUGCAAGAAACCUUUUUAAUGGAGCACAGUUCUGAGGUUGCCUUUCUCAAGGCAAGGAGAGGAUUUGUCCGCAUAGCUAUGGAGAAGGGCCAUCCCCUGGUUCCAGUUUUCUGCUUUGGACAGUCAGGUGUCUAUAAGUGGUGGAAACCAGGCGGGAAGUUAAUUCUGAAUUUUUCGAGGGCGAUCAAGUUCACACCAAUAUAUUUUUGGGGAAUUUUCGGAUCUCCGUUACCAUUUAAAAAUCCAAUGCAUGUGGUGGUGGGUAGACCAAUUGAGCUCGAGAAAAAUCCAAAGCCAACGACUGACGAGGUUGCUAGAGUACAUAAUCAGUUUGUUGAAGCACUUCAAGAUCUUUUUGAGCGGCACAAAGCUCGAGCUGGAUAUCCAAACCUUGAGUUGAGAAUUGUUUGACAAGGCCGUAACUUCGAGCCAUAUUUUCAUGGUGUAAUUAUAAGUAUCUCCUCUUAGAUUAGUGUAUGUUUGGGAGUUUGGAAGAUAAUGAAGUGGUUUGGAAAUGGCAUUGAAGAGUAAAAAAGAAAAUGUCAUCAUCAUAUUGUAUGUAAUAAGUGGCGGGAAAUUACAAUGGUAAUUAUUAAUUAAUAAAGUAGAAUAUAUUUAUGGGCCAUGAGCCCUUAAACCUAGGGGUGGUAAUCAGGGGUUUUUACCCACCUCGUGGAGUCUUAAAUUUACAUGUCUAAAAUUGAUUAUUGGGAUUAUGUUUGGAUUUGUAUAAAAGCUCGUUUAAUAAAAUGGUUUCAAGCUCUAAUUUAAA
Molecule: messenger RNA, 1523 nt
Organism: Gastrolobium bilobum
Lineage: Eukaryota; Viridiplantae; Streptophyta; Magnoliopsida; Fabales; Fabaceae
Product: diacylglycerol O-acyltransferase 2D-like
Exons: 9
Coding region: 134-1162 (342 amino acids)
Biological process (GO): triglyceride biosynthetic process
Cellular component (GO): endoplasmic reticulum membrane
Molecular function (GO): diacylglycerol O-acyltransferase activity
Source: RefSeq, a predicted model, not a curated record